AAUUUCAAAAGUAUGGAAUCAUUGAGAUGACACUAACGAUCUAUUGAAUCAUUGGUUAUUUCGCUGUGUUUGGCAUAAUGCUGAUAAAUUAUUUAUGAGUGGCACGAAUGGCAUGUCAUCAUGGGGGUUUAUUUUCUAGGCCUCUCUCAUAUAAACGGCAUCGUGAUUAUUUGCAUUAGAGUUGUAUCUGAUGAUGAACAGAUCUUCAAUAGCGUAUCAUGGCGAAACUUGAUGACUUGAUAAAAACAUGCAAGAUACUAUUUGCAUUUAUACCUUUUGUCUUAACGGACAUUACGACCUUCAAUGGAAAGACCUUCAUCAGAGAAAAGAAGACCGUCUUUAUAUCCGAUAACAAUUUAGGUCACCUGGGAACUCUCGAAAGAAGUUCGCACUCGGAAUGUGUCAUUGCCUGUCUAAAUACAAAGCGAUGCGGACAUACAAACGUAAAGCAAAUGACCGAAACGACGUUCAUAUGUGAUUUGCUUGAAUGGGUUAUAGGUGAAAAAUCCCAUAUGGAUGAUGCAGACCAUUAUUACGUCAGGGAACCAUGUGAAAUUGGCUUAUAUGCACCCUACAGCUACAAUGGUUCCAUGUAUUGUUUCUACCCUGGUCCUCUGAGCUGGUGGGAUGCUGAGCUGAAAUGUCAGGAACAUGGCGCAUACUUGGCUGCCAUUGAAACCGAAGAAGAACAACAUGCUUUACAAAGCUACUUGCGCAGACAUGGCACUGGUGACAUGAACAUUGGCCUCAGGCGAGAUGAGGACACCGGCAUCUAUCAUUGGAGCGGAUUAUCCGAUACAGUGACAUACUUCUCUUGGGCAGGAGUCAAUCCCGGCGAGCGUGAUGGUGAAUCCUGUGUGAUGUUGAGCAAUUACUGGCACAAUGACUAUAACUGGGCCGAUUGGUAUUGCUCUGUAAGAAAUGGUUUCAUUUGUGAGCAUAAAGAUAAUUGAGGAGAAAUUACAAAAAUAUAACUUUUUGAGGAUAUUUGCGAAGAAAUACUAGUAGCUUAGAAAACAACAGCAUCGCCGAUCUAAUUCCUCACUUAAGUUACAUCAAAGGUGUGUAAUGACCUUCGAUAGCAAGUCGCUACUACAGUCUCAGCUGUAGUGGCUAGCCUUUAUGGCUCAGUAGAGCGUCUGUCUCGAGAGCGGGAGGUCCUGA
Owenia fusiformis is the source of this 1164-nucleotide messenger RNA. The record is from the annotation of a GenBank genome assembly. NCBI's taxonomy places the organism in Eukaryota, Metazoa, Annelida, Polychaeta, Sabellida, Oweniidae.